CUUGAAGAAUGCUGCCUCAAUCGUUUGUUGGAAAUGUAGGAAGGUUUGUGCACUCUGAUGCAGAGAAAGGGCUCAGACAGAGCUGAAAAAUACCCAUGAGUCAUAAUUUCUCAACUGUUCCCAUCAUGCUCCAGAUGUUUGUGAUGAUCUAUGUGCUGUCAGUUGUCGUCUCGCAGUCAACAAAUCCCCCAUCUAAGAGAGGUCGGAAUUUCACCAUCCACUCAUCCCAGCUGGUCUGCAGUCUGCCGGGCCCAGCGGGGCCUGCAGGGAACCCAGGAGCCCCUGGAUCACCCGGGGUCAUGGGCCCCAUGGGGCCCCCCGGGACAGACGGCCAAGAUGGGAAGGAUGGAGAGAAGGGAGAGAAGGGAGCUCAAGGUAGUAGUUAA
This is a messenger RNA of Neolamprologus brichardi, 386 nucleotides long. The record is from RefSeq and is a predicted model, not a curated record. Lineage: Eukaryota; Metazoa; Chordata; Actinopteri; Cichliformes; Cichlidae.